Molecule: messenger RNA, 2447 nt
Organism: Hydractinia symbiolongicarpus
Lineage: Eukaryota; Metazoa; Cnidaria; Hydrozoa; Anthoathecata; Hydractiniidae
Product: nucleolar MIF4G domain-containing protein 1-like
Exons: 21
Coding region: 125-2446 (773 amino acids)
Biological process (GO): ribosomal small subunit biogenesis
Cellular component (GO): nucleolus
Molecular function (GO): RNA binding; protein binding
Source: RefSeq, a predicted model, not a curated record
AGAAAAAAGUCGUUCAGUCAAGUGUUAUGACUUUAGUCAAAUUUCAUGAUGAAGUAUCUUGUUUUAUUUUAGUACAACUAACUUUAUUAAUUUUAUCAACUUUAUCAAAUACUGAAUUUUUUAUAUGGCUUCUGAAGAUAGGGAACUUCGUGAUGCUGUCAAAAAUGCUAAAUCAGCUUUUUAUACAAAUAAAAAAAGACAAAAAAAAUUGUCUCGAAAAGAUGCUCGUCGUAAGAACAGAUUGGAGAAAAAGAGUAAACAACAUGAAUAUCUACUGAAAAAAUAUAGCAAAGAAGUAGAGCAGCCACCUGAAAAUGCAGAAAUAAAGAAGAAAAGAAAGCGUAAAAGAAAGAGAAAGGUUCAAACAGUGGAAGACAAGGAUAUAGAUUUAGAAAGAGCUGCUUAUGAGGCUGCAAACAAGCAGGAUGAGAAAAUCCUCUCAACACUUGGAAAGAAAUUAAAAGUCACAAACAAAACUGAUCUUAUGAAAAUGUUUAAAGAAGAUGGGUUGGAUUAUAUAUUGGAAGUUUGUGAGCCGUUAUCACAAGAACAGUAUGAUAAUAGUUCAGAUGAAGAAUACAUGGCAAGUAAAACAGCAAAAAAAAAGAAGACUUUAACAAAGAAGAAACUAUCAAAUGAUGAUGAUGAUGAUGUUGAUGAGAAUGUUGAUCGUAACCAUCAGUUGUUGUUUGAUGAUGGAACAGCAUAUGAAGAUGAAGAAAUAUUAGCUCAAGGUUCAAUCGCUGACAGUGAUGAAGAAGAUGAUGAUGAUCUCGAUAAACUUUCAUCUGCAGAAGAAACAGAACAUUUAGACGAAGAAGUCAGCAGCGCAAAUGAAGAAGAAGAAGAAGAUGUGAAGGAAUCACAAAACGUGACUAAAUAUGUUCCACCCGCAUUACGAAAACUGAAGCAGAAAAACGAAGAUCAGGAUAAAAUAAAACAGGACCGCAUCAAAAAGAAACUCAAAGGAUUGCUAAACAGAGUAAGUUCUGCUACCCUGCCUGGUGUCACAUCCAACAUUGAAAAGUUAUACUUAGAAAACAGCAGAAAUAUGAUGAAUGAGAUAUUAUACCAGCUAAUAUGUGAUGCAUGCAUCAUGGAGUCAUUAGUACCACAGAGAUUAGUAAUUGAACACAUAACUAUAGUUGCAGUCUUACAUAACACCAUUGGCUCAGAAGUCGGAUCAUACUUUCUUCAAAUGUUGGUUGAGAGAUUUUGUUCAUUGCAUCAGGAUGGACCAUCGUAUGGCGAGGGAAAACAAUGUCAAAAUAUUUUACUCUUGUUGACGUCAUUGUAUUUAUUUAAGGUGGUGGACUGUUUGUUGGUAUAUGAUAUAAUUCAAAGACUACUGAAAAAUUUUCACGAACAAGAUAUUGAAAUGAUUCUGCUGAUACUGAAGGUUUGUGGUAGUGAAAUAAGAAAAGAUGAUCCAGGAACGUUAAAGGAUAUUAUUCUUCAAGUUCAAGCAAAGUCAAUAACAUCGCAAGUACAAGAUCAAUCACGCGUCCGAUUUAUGUUGGAAACCAUUAAUGCAUUGAAAAACAACAACUUGCGCAAGAUCCAACAUGAUUCAACAUUACUAGAAGAAGCAAGAAAAGUUUUCAAGCUAUCAUUAAAAGGAAAAGGAAACAGCUCUGGUGUCCAGUUAAAAGUAUCAUUGGUUGAUCUCUUAAAUGCAAGAGAAAAAGGUAAAUGGUGGGUGGUAGGGGCUGCGUGGACGGGACGAGAACCAACGGAGAAAACAGAAUCGACAAAUAAUCCACAAACCGACGAAGGAUCUCGUGUUUUAGAAGUUGCGAAGAAACAAAGAAUGAAUACAAACCUGAGAAAAAAUAUUUUUUGCACAAUGAUGACUAGUGAGGAUUACGCAGACGCUUUUGAACGCUUGUUAAAGUUGAAUCUAAAAGAAAAACAAGCACGUGAAAUAAUUCAUGUUCUCCUUGAUUGUUGUAUGCAGGAACAGACGUACAAUCCUUUCUACGCUCACCUGGCUGGUAAAUUUUGCGAAUAUUCCAGAAGUCAUCAGGUAACGUUACAGUACACGUUAUGGGACCGCUUCAAAGUACUUUCAACUUUAUCGAAACAUAAUUUAAACAACAUGGCUUUGUUACUUGCUCAUCUGGUGUCGUCAAAACAUCUAUCCCUGGCAGUGUUAAAGGUUGUAAGUUUUGGAGUUCUUGAUAAACCUUCGAUCAAAUUUUUUAUCAACUUCUUCAAGAUAUUGUUACUGCAAUACCCAGAAACAGUUUCCAAGGCUGUGUUUCAACGAAUCUCGAACGAUCAAAAGCUCUCCCUGCUACGCGAAGGUGUUAAAGUAUUUUUGAAACAUUUUUUGUACCCAAGAAAAACAAGCGAUGAGGGCUUUGAUAUGCAGCAAGAAAAAAUAAAAGAACUAAUCGAAAUAUCUGAUGCUGCGUUAGAUGGACACGAAUAUGUACCUCUAUGAA